AUUGGGCCCCAACCAAACCUGAUCCGAGACGCACUCACUGACUCAGCUUGCAGCAUUGCAAAUACCAUGCACAUGGCCUUGUCCCUUGAAUGCUUGAUCAAUCAUCACAUUUGAUCGGAUGCCCCUCGUUCCCUUCAGGCUUCAGCUAUAUAUCAGAGUCGAGUGACCUCCAAAAGCCAUCACCCACAGCUCCACAAACAAAGCACUGCAAACUCAAAUCAACUCUCCAGUUUCCAGCUGAAAAGGAAGGAGAGAGAAAAAGGAACUGACCAUGAUCAGCACCAAAAGGAUUGCUCUGCUGUCCAAGCAAUGGCAGAGGAUGGCUGCACUGGGUAGGAAGCAGCUCGCUUGGCGGACGGCAAAGGAAGCCAAUGAGUGCUGCACCUCUGUGGCAGGCAAGGGUCACUGCGUGGUGUACUCAGCCGAUGGGAGGCGGUUCGAGGUGCCACUGGUGUAUCUUGGCACGACAGUCUUCGCGGAGCUCCUGCAAAUGUCCCAGGAGGAGUUUGGCUUCGUGAGCGAUGGGCGGAUCACCCUUCCUUGUGAUGCUGCAGUCAUGGAGUAUGCCAUGUGCCUGCUCAGAAGAGGCACCUCAGCAGAAGUAGAGAAGGCAUUUCUGAGCACCAUGGCAGUUUCAUGCCACUAUGCAAGCUUUGCAGCAUCAUCUCUUGGAAUUAGCCAGCAAGUUUCUGUUUGCACCUCCUAAAUGUAUGUAUAGUUAUAUAUUGGUAGUAGGAAACAGAAAAGGAUGUUAUGUAGAACCCUUGACCCUGCAAGCAAGCAAGGAAUAUAUAGCAAAGUAGAUUAGAUAAUGAUUGAUCACAUUCUUAAUAACUUACAUUAUGACGCAAACAAGUUUCUUCUAA
Molecule: messenger RNA, 866 nt
Organism: Setaria italica (foxtail millet)
Lineage: Eukaryota; Viridiplantae; Streptophyta; Magnoliopsida; Poales; Poaceae
Product: auxin-responsive protein SAUR36
Exons: 1
Coding region: 272-706 (144 amino acids)
Biological process (GO): response to auxin
Source: RefSeq, a predicted model, not a curated record